UAUCUUCAGAUUUCACAGCAGAUGAGAGGUUGGAGAUUGAGAGCAUGAAGAUGCUUAAGAAAGACCUGCUAGAUGACAUCCAGGUAAACACACACACACACACACACACACACACACACACACACACAUACACACACAUACACACACAUACACACACACAUACACGCGCGCACGCACACACACACACACACACACACACAUACACACACACACAUAUACACACACAUACACACACACACACAUACACACACACAUACACACACAUACACACACACACGCACACACACACACACACUCACUAAGUCUAUGAAUCACCCUUGUCUGAACAUCCUUUUCCAGAAGCUAAAGAUGGAGAUUGAGAAAGUCAUGGCAGAGGUUCACGACUUUGAGUCUACAGAGGAGAAGUGAGUGGACUGGCCUUUAAUCUUUGAUCCUUCCUAAACCAUUAUCACUGUUCCUCUUUUAUUAACCAUUAGGCUUAUGCAUGACCUAUUCACCCCCUAAUCAUUCCCUGUUCAUCUCUUUUCCACCCUUUACAUAUUUAGUUGUUAUCCUUUAUUAACUAUUUUUUCAUAUUUGAUGAAUGCAUUAUUCCUUGCUGAUGAAUCAGUUAUUCACUAGUGAAACAUGUCUUAUUAUUUCCUGUCCUGUAGUUAAAAAACCAAUGAAUUACACCUACCUACUUCAUUACAUCUUAUUUGUUUACAAGGUCAUUUGUUAAGAAGGCAAUCUGCUGUUGUUUUCUCUCUACGCAGCAAAGUCCUUGAGAAGGGAAAGCAGUUCUCGAGCGGGAAGAAGAAAUUCAACAUGGAUCCUAAAAAGGUGAGCGAACAAAUGGUGUAUCAUGAUGAGAGAGAGAGAGAGAGAGAGAGAGUGAGUGAGAGAGAGAGAGGAGGAGAGAGAGGAGGAGAGUAGCGAGAGCAAACCGCAUCCUGUCCCCUCUGAGAGGGGGUAGGGGCAGGGGAGACCAUCUACAAGUAAGUACACACGUACACACACACACUGAAGCCAUGAUGACAUCAUACUUGACAUAUGACCCACAGCUCUGUAUAGGUAGGUUGUGGCUGGAACAAAUUAUGCAUUUCUCCUCUAUUCUUACAAAGUGUCGUCUGAGAGAGUGGUAUAGUCCACUCAUAUCCCCUUUGAAUGUUUGGACACAGGAAAGCAGGGUGUGUGUGUGUUUGUGUGUGUGUGUGUGUGAGUGCGUGCGCGUGUGUUUAUGCGUGUUUGUGUGUGUGUGUUUGUGUGUGUUUGUGUGUGCGCGUAUGUGUGCGUAUGUUCAUGUGUGUUUGUGUUUGUUUGUUUAUGUGUGUUUGUGUGUAUGUGUAUAUGUGUGUUUGUGUGUUUGUGUGUGUGAAUGUGUGUGUUUGUGUGUUUAUAUGUGUUUGUGUGUGUGUUUGUGUGUGUGCGCGUGUGUUUAUGUGUGUUUGUGUGUGUGUGUGUGUGUGUAUGCCUGCUUGCUAGCGUCUAUGUUUGAGCUACCUUCUCAAGACAAACAGAGGCUCCACUAUGAGCUUCCUUUCUGACAGGAAGAUGCAUCUCUCAUAACAUGUACACUAUACGGCCAGCAGCAAUGCCUUGUGGGUGUCUCAUCAAGACAAACCACUGUGGUUAAAUUCAACCCCAGCAUCAUAGCUCAACCAACUCACAACAUGCAUCUGUUGCUACCCGUUAACUUCUAUUCUACUGGACUAGAUACAGAGUACUGAUACAGGGAAAGAUAUUGGUGGAUUGUUAGGUGAUGACUGAAGUUGAAUUAUGUGUGUAACUGCUGGGCUGGUACAAAACCCUGCACAACCAGUAGAUCUCCAAGACUAGGGUUGGUGACCACUGCUCUAGUGACUAAAGCUAUUUACAACCAGUAGAUCUCCAAGACUAGGGUUGGUGACCACUGCUCUAGUGACUAAAGCUAUUUACAACCAGUAGAUCUCCAAGACUAAGGUUGGUGACCACAGCUCUAGUGACUAAAGCUAUUUACAACCAGUAGAUCACCAAGACUAGGGUUGGUGACCACAGUUUUAGUGACUAAAGCUAUUUACAACAGCUGACUAUUGACACAGAAUGUAACUUUUCCCCUCAGUUACAGUGCUGAUGAGAAAGAGGAAGAGAUAUUGAGUUUUAAGGAAUAGUGAUUUAAAAAACGGUGCUCUAAUUCCGGCUCACGCUUUUAGGAAGUCUAGUCAAACAGAUGGAAUCUAUGAAAUCAUUCUGAAACAAGACAAACAACAGCAUUUAACAACCAACCACAGAUCGGAAGGCUGGUGUGUGUGGGUUACUCACUCUGAAUGAAUCCUGAGUCUCUAUAUGCGUCUGUUAUCACUGCAAAAGCUAUAUACAAGUGUUCUAUUUCAAGUGUUUUCUAGUAUCUGACUGAUUGUCUAAUUGACUGGUUGAUUGAUUGGUUAAUUUGUUAAUUUAUGUCUGUUUUACAUCAUUCUAGGGUAUAAACUACCUGGUAGAGAACAAGCUUCUGGAGAGGAAUCCUCAGCCAAUAGCAGAGUUCCUUUACAAGGAGGAGGGGCUCAAUAAGACUGCUAUAGGAGACUACCUGGGAGAGAGGUAGAGACAUGAUUGGAUGAUGAUGAUGAUGGUGGUGAUGAUGAUGAGGGUGGUUGUGGUAAUGAUGUUGAUGAUGAUGGUGAUGGUGGUGGUGAUGAAGCGGUGGUGGCUGAGGGGAGAGGACAGAGGGAGAAAGAUUUUCAAGGAGUUGGGAGAUAAUGAAGUCAUUUCAAUAAUAAUAUUAUGAAAGCUCUUGUAGUUAGUGCCUCUCCGUCUACUCAGUGUGCUUGUGUCUUUGCAGAGAAGAAAUACACCUCCAGACACUGAAAGCCUUUGUGGAUCUCCAUGAGUUCUCAGACCUCAACCUGGUACAGGCAUUGAGGUAGGUUUACGGACUAUUCAUCAACUAACCUUUCAAUUCUCAGCUACAGUACCAGUCAAAAGUUUGGACACACCUACUCAUUCAAGGGUUUUUCUUUAUUUUUACUAUUUUCUACAUUGUAGAAGAAUAGUGAAGACAUCAAAACUAUGAAAUAACGCUUAUGGAAUCAUGUAGUAACCAAAAAAGUGUUAAACAAAUCAAAAUAUAUUUUAGAUUCUACAAAGUAGCCACCCUUUGUUUAACGCAUUCUGUCAACCAGCUUCAUGAGGAAUGUUUUUCCAACAGUCUUGAAGGAGUUCCCAAAUAUGCUGAGCACUUGUUGGCUGCUUUUCCUUCACUCUGCGGUCCAACUCAUUCCAAACCAUCUCAAUUGGGUUGAAGUUGGGUGAUUGUGGAGGCCAGGUCAUCUGAUGCAGCACUCCAUCAUUCUCCUUGGUCAAAUAGCCCUUACACAGCCUGGAGGUGUGUUUUGGGUCAUUGUCCUGUUGAAAAACAAAUGAUAGCCCCAUUAAACGCAAACCAGAUGGGAUGGCGUAUCUCUGCAGAAUGCUGUGGUAGCAAUGCUGGUUAAGUGUGCCUUGAGUUCUAAAUAAAUCACAGACAGUGUCACCAGCAAAGCACGCCGACACCAUCACACCUCCUCCUCCAUGCUUCACUGUGGGAACCACACAUGCAGAGAUCAUCUGUCACGAUCGUCGUAAGAAGUGGACCAAGGCGCAGCGUGAUAUGCGUACAUCUUUUAAUGAGUACUUUACAUAACCAUAACAAAACAACAAAACGAUAACGUGAAGUCCUAAGGUUAACAAACACAAACCUCUCCGGAACAAGAUCCCACAAAUGACAAGUGCAAAACAGGCUGCCUAAGUAUGGUUCCCAAUCAGAGACAACAAGCCACAGCUGCCUCUGAUUGGGAACCACCCCGGCCAACAUAGAAACACAUGCCUGCCUUUGACACCAUCGAUCACCACAUUCUUUUGGAGAGACUGGAAACCCAAAUUGGUCUACACGGACAAGUUCUGGCCUGGUUUAGAUCCUACCUGUCGGAAAGAUAUCAGUUUGUCUCUGUGAAUGGUCUGUCCUCCGACAAAUCAACUGUACAUUUCGGUGUUCCUCAAGGUUCCGUUUUAGGACCACUAUUGUUUUCACUAUAUAUUUUACCUCUUGGGGAUGUUAUUCGAAAACAUAAUGUUAACUUUCACUGCUAUGCGGAUGACACACAGCUGUACAUUUCAAUGAAGCAUGGUGAAGCCCCAAAAUUGCCCUCGCUAGAAGCCUGUGUUUCAGACAUAAGGAAGUGGAUGGCUGAAAACUUUUUACUUUUAAACUCGGACAAAACAGAGAUGCUUGUUCUAGGUCCCAAGAAACAAAGAGAUCUUCUGUUAAAUCUGACAAUUCAUCUUGAUGGUUGUAAAGUCGUCUCAAAUAAAACUGUGAAGGACCUUGGCGUUACUCUUGACCCUGAUCUCUCUUUUGACGAACAUAUCAAGACUGUUUCAAGGACAGCUUUUUUCCAUCUACGUAACAUUGCAAAAAUCAGAAAUGUUCUGUCCAAAAAUGAUGCAGAAAAAUUAAUCCAUGCAUUUGUUACUUCUAGGUUAGACUACUGCAAUGCUCUAUUUUCCGGCUAUAAAGCACUAAAUAAACUUCAGUUAGUGCUAAAUACGGCUGCUAGAAUCCUGACUAGAACCAAGAAAUUUGAUCAUAUUACUCCAGUGCUAGCUUCCCUACACUGGCUUCCUGUUAAGGCAAGGGCUGAUUUCAAGGUUUUACUGUUAACCUAUAAAGCGUUACAUGGGCUUGCUCCUACCUAUCUUUCCGAGUUGGUCCUGCCGUACAUACCAAUACGUACGCUACGGUCACAAGACGCAGGCCUCCUAAUUGUCCCUAGAAUUUCUAAGCAAACAGCGGGAGGCAGGGCUUUCUCCUAUAGAUCUCAAUUUUUAUGGAACAGUCUGCCUACCCAUGUGAGAGACGCAGACUCGGUCUCAACCUUUAAGUCUUUACUGAAGACUUAUCUCUUCAGUAGGUCAUAUGAUUGAGUGUAGUCUGGCCCAGGAGUGUGAAGGUGAACGGAAAGGCUGGAGCAACGAACAGCCCUUGCUGUCUCUGCCAGGCCGGUUCCCCUCUCCACUGGGGUUCUCUGCCUCUAACCCUGUUGCAGGGGCUGAGUCACUGGCUUGCUGGUGCUCUUUCAUGCCGUCCCUGGGAGGGGUGCGUCACUUGAGUGGGUUGAGUUACUGACGUGAUCUUCCUGUCUGGGUUGGCGCCCCCCCCUUGGUUUGUGCUGUGGUGGAGACCUCUGUGGGCUAUACUCGGCCUUGUCUCAGGAUUGUAAGUUGGUGGUUGGGGAUAUCCCUCUAGUGGUGCGGGGGCUGUGCUUUGGCGGAGUGGGUGGGGUUAUAUCCUUCCUGUUUGGCCCUGUCCGGGGGUUUCUUCGGAUGGGGCCACAGUGUCUCCGGACCGCUCCUGUCUCAGCCUCCAGUAUUUAUGCUGCAGUAGUUUAUGUGUCGGGGGGCUGGGGUUAGUUGGUUAUACCUGGAGUACUUCUCCUGUCUUAUCCAGUGUCCUGUGUGAAUUUAAGUAUGCUCUCUCUAAUUCUCUCGUUCUCUCUUUCUCUCUGAGAACCUGAGCCCUAGGACCAUACGUCAGGACUACCGGGCAUGAUGACACCUUGCUGUCCCCAGUCCGCCUGGCCUUGCUGCUAUUCCAGUUUCAACUGUUCUGCCUGCGGCUACGAAACCCCUACCUGUCCCAGACCUGCUGUUUUCAACUCUUAAUGAUCGGCUAUGAAAAGCCAACUGAGAGACCUGAGCCCUAGGACCAUACGUCGGGACUACCGGCCGUGGUGACUCCUUGCUGUCCCCAGUCCGCCUGGCCUUGCUGCUAUUCCAGUUUAAACUGUUUUGCCUGCGGUUAUGGAACCCCUACCUGUCCCAGACCUGCUGUUUUCAACUCUUAAUGAUCGGCUAUGAAAAGCCAACUGAGAUUUAUUCCUGAUUAUUAUUUGACCAUGCUUGUCACUUAUGAACAUUUUUGAACAUCUUGGCAUGGUUCUGUUAUAAUCUCCACCCGGCACAGCCAGAAGAGGACUGGCCACCCCUCAUAGCCUGGUUCCUCUCUAGGUUUCUUCCUAGGUUUUCGCCUUUCUAGGGAGUUUUUCCUAGCCACCGUGCUUCUACACCUGCAUUACUAGCUGUUUGGGGUUUUAGGCUGGGUUUCUGUACAGCACUUCGAGAUAUUAGCUGAUGUAAGAAGGGCUAUAUAAAAUAAAAUUGAUUGAUUGAUUGAUGAUGAACUAGAACAUGAACAUAGAACACUAAACAUAGAAACUAACACCCUGGCUCAACAUAUAAGAGUCCCCAGAGCCAGGGCGUGACAGUACCCCCCCCCCCCCCCCCCCCCCCAAAGGCGCGGACUACGACUGCGCCAACUAAACCCAACAGGGGAGGGGCCGGGUGGGCAUUCCGCCUCGGAGGCGGAUCCGGCUCCGGGCGUGACCACCACUCUCUAGCUACCCCCCCGUAGCGCCCCUGGUCUGGUCCCGCUGGCUGGAGCUGGACUGGACAUCGGUGGAGCAGAUUGCUUUGGCUCCGGUGUGGAGCAGCUGACCGGUGCCGGACCAGGCACUGGUGGAACAGGCACGGACCGUGCCGGACUGACGACGCGCACCACUGGCUUGGUGCGGGGAGCAGGAACAGGCCGGACCGGGCUGGGGACGCGCACCACUGGCUUGGUGCGGGGAGCAGGAACAGGCCGGACCGGGCUGGCGACGCGCACCAUUGGCUUGGUGCGGGGAGCAGGAACAGGCCGGACCGGGCUGGCGACACGCACCAUUGGCUUGGUGCGGGGAGCAGGAACGGGUCGGGCCGUACUGGGAACACACACCACUAACUUAGUGCGGGGAGCAGGAACGGGUUGGGCCGUACUGGGAACACGCACCACUAACUUAGUGCGGGGAGCAGGAACGGGUUGGGCCGUACUGGGAACACGCACCACUAACUUAGUGCGGGGAGCAGGAACGGGUUUGGCCGUACUGGGAACACGCACCACUAACUUAGUGCGGGGAGCAGGAACGGGCCGGACCGUACUGGGUACACACACCACUGGCCUUGUGCGGGAAGCAGGAACGGGUCGGGCCGUACUGGGAACACGCACCACUGGCUUAGUGCGGGGAGCAGGAACGGGUCGGGCCGUACUGGGAACACGCACCACUGGCUUAGUGCGGGGAGCAGGAACGGGCCGGACCGUACUGGGAACACACACCACUGGCCUUGUGCGGGAAGCAGGAACGAGUCGGGCCGUACUGGGAACACGCACCACUAACUUAGUGCGGGGUCAGGAACGGGCCGGACCGGACUGGCGACGCGCACCAUUGGCUUGGUGCGGGGAGCAGGAACAGGCCGGACCGGGCUGGCGACACGCACCAUUGGCUUGGUGCGGGGAGCAGGAACGGGUCGGGCCGUACUGGGAACACACACCACUAACUUAGUGCGGGGAGCAGGAACGGGUUGGGCCGUACUGGGAACACGCACCACUAACUUAGUGCGGGGAGCAGGAACGGGUUGGGCCGUACUGGGAACACGCACCACUAACUUAGUGCGGGGAGCAGGAACGGGUUGGGCCGUACUGGGAACACGCACCACUAACUUAGUGCGGGGAGCAGGAACGGGUUGGGCCGUACUGGGAACACGCACCACUAACUUAGUGCGGGGAGCAGGAACGGGUUUGGCCGUACUGGGAACACGCACCACUAACUUAGUGCGGGGAGCAGGAACGGGCCGGACCGUACUGGGUACACACACCACUGGCCUUGUGCGGGAAGCAGGAACGGGUCGGGCCGUACUGGGAACACGCACCACUGGCUUAGUGCGGGGAGCAGGAACGGGUCGGGCCGUACUGGGAACACGCACCACUGGCUUAGUGCGGGGAGCAGGAACGGGCCGGACCGUACUGGGAACACACACCACUGGCCUUGUGCGGGAAGCAGGAACGAGUCGGGCCGUACUGGGAACACGCACCACUAACUUAGUGCGGGGUCAGGAACGGGCCGGACCGGACUGGUAACACACACCACUUGCUUGGUGCGAGGAACGGGACUGGGUUUCCUCAUAAACCUCCGCUCCCUCUGCUGCCUAACCAGUUCCUCUCGCCGUGCCUCUACACUCUCCUUCUCCCUUAUCGCCUCCAGUAGCUCCUCCCUCUGACCAACUAACUCCUGCUCCCUCAUGACCAAUAGCCCCCGUAACCUGGUGGCCUCCUCUCCUAUUCUGCAGAUUCGCCCUGUAGCUGCCUCCUGCUGCCCCGUCGUCCAUGCCGUGUGACCCCCCCCAAAAAAUUAUUGGGGUUGCCUCUCGCCUGUCCGACGACGGCCCGGUUGGCGCCGCUUCUCCUCUCCUGCCUGGGUCUCCCCAUUCAUCGCCCUCCGGUAACGGACGGCCUCCUCCUCGGUGAUCUUCCCCCAACCGAGGAGGACAUCCACUAGCGUUACCUCCGGCGUUUGCUCCUGGACACGCUGCUUGGUCCUUAUUUGGUGGGAUCUUCUGUCACGAUCGUUAUAAGAAGUGGACCAAGGCGCAGCGUGAUAUGCGUACAUCUUUUAAUGAGUACUUUACAUAACCAUAACAAAACAACAAAACGAUAAUGUGAAGUCCUAAGGUUAACAAACACAAACCUCUCCGGAACAAGAUCCCACAAAUGACAAGUGCAAAACAGGCUGCCUAAGUAUGGUUCCCAAUCAGAGACAACAAGCCACAGCUGCCUCUGAUUGGGAACCACCCUGGCCAACAUAGAAACACAUGAACUAGAACAUGAACAUAGAACACUAAACAUAGAAACUAACACCCUGGCUCAACAUAUAAGAGUCCCCAGAGCCAGGGCGUGACAUCAUCCGUUCACCUACUCUGCGUCUCACAAAGACACAGCGGUUGGAAUCAAAAAUCUCAAAUUCUGACUCAUCAGACCAAAGGACAGAUUUCCACCAGUCUAAUGUCCAUUGCUCGUGUUUCUUGGCCCAAGCAAGUGUCUUCUUCUUCUUGGUGUCCUUUAGUAGUGGUUUCUUUCCAGCAAUUCGACCAUGAAGGCCUGAUUCACGCAGUCUCCUCUGAACAGUUGAUGUUGAGAUGUGUCUGUCACUUGAACUCUGUGAAGCAUUUAUUUGGGCUGCAAUUUCUGAGGCUGAUAACUCUAAUGAACUUAUCCUCUGCAGCAGAGGUAACUCUGGGUCUUCCUUUCCUGUGGUGGUCCUCAUGAGAGCCAGUUUCAUCAUAGCGCUUGAUGGUUUUUACGACUGCACUUGAAUAAACUUUUAAAGUUGUCUUAAAGUAAUGAUGGACUGUCGUUUCUCUUUGCUUAUUUGAGCUGUUCUUGCCAUAAUAUGGACUUGGUCUUUUACCAAAUAGGGCUAUCUUCUGUAUACCACCCCUACCUUGUCACAACACAACUGAUUGGCUCAAACGCAUUAAGAAAUAAAGAAAUUCCACAAAUUAACUUUUAUCAAGGCACACCUGUUAAUUUAAAUGCAUUCCAGGUGACUACCUCAUGAAGCUGGUUGAGAGAAUGCCAAGAGUGUGCAAAGCUGUCAUCAAGGCAAAGGGUGGCUACUUUGAAGAAUCUCAAAUAUAAAAUUUGUUUAACACUUUUUUGGUUACUACAUGAUUCCAUAUGUGUUAUUUUAUAGUUUUGAUGUCUUCACUAUUAUUCUACAAUGUAGAAAAUAGUAAAAAUAAAGAAAAACCCUUGAAUGAGUAGGUGUGUCCAAACUUUUGACUGGUACUGUAUGUUAAAAUAACAUUAGGUCUAGAAUACAUUUGGUCAAAUAACUGUAUAUGACUUGGGCUGAAGUUGUAGACUCAUCUGAAGGCAGAACACAGGAGCUCUGUGAGCCUGACUGGUCUGAACCCCCUGUCUGAAUGUCUGUCUGAAUGUCUCAGGCAGUUCCUGUGGAGUUUCCGUCUGCCCGGCGAGGCUCAGAAGAUUGACCGCAUGAUGGAAACCUUCGCCACACGCUACUGUGACUGUAACGCUGAAGUCUUUCAGUCUACAGGUGUGUGUGUGUGUGUGUGUACAUGUAUUUCCCUGAAAUCACAAUUACAACUCUCUGUAUAAUGUAUAUGGCUAUAUUUCUCUGUGUUCCCUCAGACACCUGCUACAUCCUGUCGUUUGCCAUCAUCAUGUUGAACACCAGCCUCCACAACCCCAACGUGAAGGACAAGACCCCUCUAGAGAGAUUCAUCUCUAUGAACAGAGGCAUCAACAACGGAGGGGACCUGCCCAAUGAGCUGCUCACGGUGAGACACAACAGCCAAUCAGAGAGGCCACAUAGGUCACAUGAUCAGGAAGUAGUAGUUAAUUGACCAAUGAGAUGUUCAUGGUGAGACACACCGGACAAUCGCAGUGUUCGUAUAGGUCACAUGACCCUGAAGUAUUGGGAUUGGCCGCUAUCUGGCUAUGUGGUUUGGUUUAUUUGGUUUGAAUUCAACCUUGAUGGCAGUGGAAAGCUGUAGUUGUAUAAAAAAUAAAAUAUAUAAAUACAUAUCAAACCAGGAAAUGACCCUUACCUCAUCAGCUGGCUUCUCUGCUGUCUCCCCCUUCAGAAACUGUAUGAAAGCAUCAGGAACGAGCCCUUUAAAAUCCCAGUGGAUGAUGGGAACGACCUGACUCACACAUUCUUCAACCCCGACAGGGAGGGAUGGCUCCUCAAACUAGGUAACUAAUUGUGUGGUGUUCAUGAUUUUGUUAUUCACCCAAUGUUCGCGGGUCUGAUGGACCCACAACAUUAUUGGGUUUUUAAAACAAUACAGCCAUAACAAUUUACGUAAAAAUACUUAAUACUUAAUACUUAGAUGUUGACUUAGAUCAAUUACAAGCAAUAUAGACAGCAUACAUGGUUAAUAUUUGCCAUUUACCAAUGUUAGAUCACAUUGAUCAAUAAUAGCGCUAUUCGUUUUUUUUUUAUAACAGUUGAUUUUUGUAAACAAAAAUCAAUUAUAAUCAAGACAUGGGUGGAAUAAAUCAUGUUUAUCUUGAACAAAUAUAAAUGAAACAAGGUUUUCAUCACUAUUGAUGUUUAUUGUUUUGAACUGAACAAAUUGGAAGGACACAUUUUAAUGUAUUGAAAUAAUGUAUUGUAAUAACAUUGUGCAGGUUCGCGCAAGACAUUGUGAGGUUUCACAUACUACAAAGGGUAAAGAGUUGGAGAAAAGCGGGAGACAGGCAGACAGGCAGGGAGACAGACAGACAGGCAGGGAGACAGGCAGACAGGCAGGGAGACAGGCAGGGAGACAGGCAGACAGGCAGGGAGACAGGCAGACAGGCAGACAGGCAGGGAGACAGACAGGUUGUUGGUGCUAUGUUGAAACAGCAGGUCUAGGGAGGUGAAGGCACACAGCAAACCUUUUUGUUUCAUUUUUACUUGUUUUCACCUACACACACACUUUUCCACACUUUUAUUACCCUCGGGUCCAGUGGACCUGAACAGCACAUAUGUAAUAUAAAUGUGUAGGGGGGUGCACAGUGUGCUCUCAAUUAAAAUGUGUUAUUUUACAUGUUCUUCACAGAAAAUGAGCCAAGGCCAAUGAGUCUCAGGUUCUUUUAGUAAACAUUGAAAAUAGGUCCCACAGACCCGAACACGACACAAGGGUUAAAAGGAUGUCAAAGCAACAUGUACUUGAAUACUUUGCUUCAUUUGCAGUUGGCUGUUGCCUAUCUAUAAUGACUCUAUUUGGUUCUCCAGGAGGCAGAGUGAAGACGUGGAAGAGAAGAUGGUUCAUUCUGACUGACAACUGUCUCUACUACUUUGAGUUCACCACUGUAAGUCUCUCCUACCUGUCUACUCCUCCAUCUCCAUCCCUCUCUCAAUCUCCAUCCCUCUCUCAAUCUCCAUCCCUCUCUCCAUCUCCAUCCCUCUCUCCAUCUCCAUCCCUCUCUCAAUCUCCAUCCCUCUCUCUAUCUCCAUACCUCUCUCUAUCUCCAUCCCUCUCUCCAUCUCCAACCUCUCUCCAUCUCCAAACCUCUCUCUAUCUCCAUCCCUCUCUCCAUCUCCAAACCUCUCUCUAUCUCCAAACCUCUCUCUAUCUCCAUACCUCUCUCUAUCUCCAUCCCUCUCUCCAUCUCCAUCCCUCUCUCCAUCUCCAUCCCUCUCUCAAUCUCCAUCCCUCUCUCUAUCUCCAUACCUCUCUCUAUCUCCAUACCUCUCUCUAUCUCCAUCCCUCUCUCCAUCUCUAUCCCUCUCUCAAUCUCCAUCCCUCUCUCUAUCUCCAUACCUCUCUCUAUCUCCAUCCCUCUCUCCAUCUCCAUCCCUCUCUCAAUCUCCAUCCCUCUCUCUAUCUCCAUACCUCUCUCUAUCUCCAUACCUCUCUCUAUCUCCAUCCCUCUCUCCAUCUCCAUACCUCUCCAUACCUCCUUUAAGUUCAUAUGUCGCUCUCCAUCUCUCCCAACUUUCCACAUCCAUCUCCUACCCUCUCCUCCCUUCUUCCCUCCUUCCCCCCUUCCCUCUACUGUAACUCCCUCCAUCCCUCCCUCUCUAAACUCCUUCCUCUAACCUCAUCUCUCUGUACAGGACAAGGAGCCCAGAGGCAUCAUCCCUCUAGAGAACCUGUGUGUGAGAGAGAUGGUGUAUGGACGCAAACCAGUAAGAAACUAUACUCAUCCUUUAGGUCAACUAGAUUCAGCCAUGGGACGAUUUUGUUUGGAGCGGAUGGUUGGGAGGCCGGGACAGAAUUAUAAUAAUUUGUACACUGCAAAUUGAACACAACUAAGCCCAAAAAUACCUUGAUUACAGAGACAUAUGCCUCUUUUUUUAUUUGUGGGAAUACUUGGGAACCCAUUUCCUAAAUUAAAGAAAUGUAAUUCAUUUAGCUGAAUUCCUGGUGAUUUUAUUGUUGUUUUUGACCAAAAAAACGGUUUUGGGCCGCCUGUUACCAACCCCUGCUUUAGUGUGUGUUGUGUGUGUUGUGUGUGUGUGUGUGUGUGUGUGUGUGUGUGUGUGUGUGUGUGUGUGUGUGUGUGUGUGUGAGAGAGAGAGAGGCCCUAAACAGAGAGGACACAGUGACAGAAUGCCUGACCACUGUGACUGACCCAAACUUAAGGAAAGCGUUGACUAUGUACAGACUCAGUGAGCAUAGCCUUGCUAUUGAGAAAGGCCGCUGUAGGCAGACCUGGCUCUCAAGAGAAGACAGGCUAUGUGCACACUGCCCACAAAAGGAGGUGGAAACUGAGCUGCACUUCCUAACCUCCUGCCAAAUGUAUGACCAUAUUAGAGACACAUAUUUCCCUCAGAUUACACAGACCCACAAAGAAUUACAAAACAAACCCAAUUUUACCACAGUGUGCAAUCACAGCAGCAAUAUUUGUGACCUGUUACCACAAGAAAAGGGCAACCAGUGAAGAACAAACACCACUGUAAAUACAACCCAUAUUUAUGUUUAUUUAUUUUCCCUUUCCUACUUUAACUAUUUGCACAUAAUAUGACAUUUAGAAUGUCUUUAUUCUUUUAGAACUUUUGUGAGUGCAAUGUUUACUGUCAAUUUUUAUUGUUUAUUUCACUUUUAUUUAUUAUCUACUUCACUUGCAAUGUUAACAUAUGUUUCCCAUGCCAAUAAAGCCCUUAAAUUGAAUUGAAUUGAGAGAGAGAGAGAGAGAGAGAAGAGAGAGAGAGGAAGAGGAGAGAGAGAGAGAGAGAGAGAGAGAGAGAGAGAGAGAGAGAGAGAGAGAGAGAGAAAACCAGUAAGAAUAUACUACUCACUCUUACAGAAUAUCAUCCUUCUCUGUGAUUGAUGAUUGCUCAUGUCUGUCUCUUUGUGUUCCUCAGUACUGUCUGGAGCUGUAUAACCCCAACAGCAGGGGUCAGAAGAUCAAGGCUUGCAAGACAGAGACAGACGGCAGAGUGGUGGAGGGGAAACACCAGUCAUACAUGAUCUGUGCCGCUACCGCUGACGAACGAGACACAUGGAUAGAGAGCAUCCGGUACUUAGAACACAUGGAGAAUACACACCAGUGGAGGCUGGUGGGAGGAGCUGUAGGAGGACGAGCUCAUUGUAUUGACUGGAAUGGAAUAUAUGUAACGGAGUCCAACAUGUGGUUUCCCAUGUGUUUUGAUGUGUUUGAUACCGUUCCAUUUAUACCAUUCCAGCCAUUACAAUGAGCCUGUCCUCCUACAGCUCCUCCCACAGACACACUCACAGACACACACACACACUACUCUCUUAAUACGUGUUAAGUAAAAAAAUAAAAAAUAAAAAUAAAAACAAAUAAUUAAAGAGCAGCAGUAAAAUAACAGUAGGGAGGCUAUAUACAGGGGGUACCGGUACAGAGUCAAUGUGCGGGGGCACAGGUUAGUCGAGGUAAUUGAGGUAAUAUGUACAUGUAGGUAGAGUUAAAGUGACUAUGCAUAGAUAAUAAACAGAGAGUAGCAGCAGCGUAAAAGAGGGGGUGUGGGGGGUGCAAUGCAAAUAGUCCGGGUAGCCAUUUCAUUAGCUGUUCAGGAGUCUUAUGGCUUGGGGGUAGAAGCUGUUAAGCCUUUUGGACCUAGACUUGGCGCUCCGGUACUGCUUGCCAUGCAGUAGCAGAGAGAACAGUCUAUGACUAGGGUGGCUGGAAUCUUUGACAAUUUUUAGGGCCUUCCUCUGACACCGCCUGGUAUAGAGGUCCUGGAUGGCAGGAAGCUUGGCCCCAGUGAUGUACUGGGCCGUACGCACUACCCUCUGUAGUGCCUUGCGGUCGGAGGCCGAGCAGUUGCCAUACCAAGCAGUGAAGCAACCAGUCAGGAUGCUCUUCAUUGUGCAGCUGUAUAACUUUUUGAGGAUCUGAGGACCCAUGCCAAAUAUUUUCAGUCUCCUGAGGGGGAAUAGGCUUUGUCGUGCCCUCUGCACAACUGUCUUGGUGUGCAGAGGUCACGGUCCUCCUUUUCCUGUAGUCCACAAUCAUCUCCUUUGUCUUGAUCAGUUGAGGGAGAGGUUGUUAUCCUGGCACCACACGGCCAGGUCUCUGACCUCCCAAUAGGCUGUCUCAUCGUUGUCGGUGAUCAGGCCUACCACUGUUGUGUCGUCGGCAAACUUAAUGAUGGUGUUGGAGUCGUGCCUGGCCAUGCAGUCAUGGGUGAACAGGGAGUACAGGAAGGGACUGAGCACGCACCCCUGAGGGGCCCCAGUGUUGAGGAUCAGCGUGGCAGAUGUGUUGUUGCCUACCCUUACCACCUGGGGGCGGCCUGUCAGGAAGUCCAGGAUCCAGUUGCAGAGGGAAGUGUUUAGUCCCACGGUCCUUAGCUUAGUGAUGAGCUUUGAGGGCACUAUGGUGUUGAACGCUGAGCUGUAGUCAAUGAAUAGCAUUCUCACGUAGGUGUUAUUUUUGUCGAGGUGGGAAAGGGCACUGUGGAGUGCAAUAGAGAUUGCAUCAUCUGUGGAUCUGUUGGGGCGGUAUGCAAAUUGGAGUGGGUCUAGGGUUUCUGGGAUAAUGGUGUUGAUGUGAGCCAUGACCAGCCUUUCAAAGCACUUCAUGGCUACAGACGUGAGUGCUACGGGUCUGUAGUCAUUUAGGCAGGUUACCUUAGUGUUCUUGGGCACAGGGACUAUGGUGGUCUGCUUGAAACAUGUUGGUAUUUCAGACUCAGUCAAGGACAGGUUGAUAAUGUCAGUGAAGACACUGAGUACACGUCCUGGUAAUCCAUCUGGACAUGCGGCCUUGUGAAUGUUGACCUGUUUAAAGGUCUUUACUCACAUCGGCUACGGAGAGCGUGAUCACACAGUUGUCCGGAACAGCUGAUGCUCUCAUGCAUGCUUCAGUGUUGCUUGCCUCAAAGCGAGCGUAGAAGUAAUUUAGCUCGUCUGGUAGGUUCGUGUCACUGGGCAGCUCACGGCUGUGCUUCCCUUUGUAGUCUGUAAUAGUUUGCAAGCCCUGCCACAUCUGACGAGCGUCGGAGCCGGUGUAGUACGAUUCAAUCUGUAUUGACGCUUUGCCUGUUUGAUGGUUCGUCAGAGGGCAUAGCGGGAUUUCUUAUAAGCGUCCGGGUUAGAGUCCCGUUCCUUGAAAGCGGCAGCUCUACCCUUUAGCUCAGUGCGGAUGUUGCCUGUAAUCCAUGGCUUCUGGUUGGGGUAUGUACGUACGGUCACUGUGGGGACAACGUCAUCGAUGCACUUAUUGAUGGAGCCAGUGACUGAUGUGGUGUACUCCUCAAUGCCAUCGGAAGAAUCCCGGAACAUAUUCCAGUCUGUGCUAGCAAAACAGUCCUGUAGCUUAGCAUCUGCGUCAUCUGACCACUUCUUUAUUGACCGAGUCACUGGUGCUUCCUGCUUUAGUUUUUGCUUGUAAGCAGGAAUCAGGAGGAUAGAAUUAUGGUCAGAUUUGCCAAAUGGAGGGUGAGGGAGAUCUUUGUACACGUCUCUGUGUGUGGAGUAAAGGUGGUCUAGAGUUUAAUUUCCUCUGGUUGCACAUUUAACAAGCUGGUAGAAAUUAUGUAAAACGGAUUUAAGUUUCCCUGCAUUAAAGUCCCCGGCCACUAGGAGCGCCGCCUCUGGAUGAGCGUUUUCCUGUCUGAAGUAAAUCCUUCACGUCCGACUCGUUAAAUAAAAAAUCUUCAUCCAGUACAAGGUGAGUAAUCGCUGUCCUGAUAUCCAGAAGCUCUUUCGUUCAUAAGAGACAGUGGAGGAAACAUUAUGUACAAAAUAAGUUACAAAUAACGUGAAAAAACACACAAUAGCACAAUUGGUUAGGAGCCCGUAAAACGGCAACCAUCUCCUCCGGCGCCAUUGCAGUACAUGCCAGAAUGUCGCGAUUCAAAACCAAAGUUUGCAGGCAAAACCUUUGCAGUGGUUUUAGUUAAGGUAGUUUGCUCUCCAUCUUGCUAGCUACUAUUUAGUAUUUGAUUGAAGCGGAUAGAGCAGUGACGUAGGCGUUGACGUACUGUAGUUCCUCUAUGUUGCUUAGGGUGGAGUUGUGUAGGCUACACACGCUCUCACAACACCAUUAACAACCCACCAUCCUGUUAUCACACGUUACAGAGCCAGCAUCACCAAGGACCCGUUCUAUGACCUGGUGUCGGUCCGUAAGAAGAAGGUGAUCAACCAGGCUCCCCAAGAC
This is a messenger RNA of Coregonus sp. 'balchen', 16951 nucleotides long. The record is from the annotation of a GenBank genome assembly. NCBI's taxonomy places the organism in Eukaryota, Metazoa, Chordata, Actinopteri, Salmoniformes, Salmonidae.